GGGUUCAUAUCAGAGCCAGCACACAAUCUCUGUCUCUGUUUCUUACUUUUAUUUUCAGACAACCAUGGCCGAACCAGAGCGCAAAGAAGAGGAAGAGCACGUCGCCGCGGAAGACGAAGAUACCGGAGCUCAGGUCGCUCCGAUUGUCCGUCUCGAAGAAGUCGCCGUCACCACCGGUGAAGAAAAUGAAGACACUAUUCUCGAUCUUAAGUCGAAGCUUUAUAGAUUUGAUAAAGAUGGAAAUCAGUGGAAAGAGAGGGGUGCGGGUACUGUUAAGUUUUUGAAGCAUAAGGAAACUGGAAAAGUUCGUUUAGUUAUGCGCCAAUCCAGGACCCUUAAGAUCUGCGCCAAUCAUCUUGUUCAUCCUACAAUGACUGUUCAGGAACAUGCUGGAAAUGAGAAGUCUUGCGUUUGGCAUGCUACUGAUUUUGCUGAUGGUGAACUUAAGGAUGAACUCUUCUGCAUCAGAUUUGGAUCCAUAGAGAAUUGCAAGAACUUUAUGGAGACGUUCCAAGAGAUUGCCGAAUCGCAAGUAAAGAAAGAGGAAAGUGAGGAAUCUACUACUGCUGCUGAGCAGCUUGACAAGUUGAGUGUAAAAGAGAAGAAAGAUGAAGAGAAAACAGAGGAAAAUGUGGUUCCUGCAGCAACUCAGGAGAAGGAUUCUGAGAAGGAGAGUGAUAAAGUAGAGUCAAAGAAGGAUGAGUGAGGAACCUGGCUCCCUUCAGAGAUGUCUACCAUAUAAAUUAUGUCCUUUCAGUUGUUGAGGUUAAAUAUUUUGCCUCACCAGUCACCUACCCACCUUGUGCAUGGUCAAGCCAUGGUGAUUUGCAAUGGAUUUUUUUAAUGGGUAGGAAUGGUGUGGAUGUGUUGGUCUGUGGGUCUGUCGUUGAAGUCUGUCACCUUUGAUCUAAACUUAGGUCUGCAUUCAACUUAUAGGGUCUGUGUCAUUUGAGUCCCCUUUUGUGUCAUGGUGUGAAUUACUUAUUACUUGUCGAUCUAUGCUACGUUAAAAAAAAUAUUACUUUAUGGUACAACAGAGUUUUUGCUGUGAGACAA
Molecule: messenger RNA, 1056 nt
Organism: Daucus carota subsp. sativus
Lineage: Eukaryota; Viridiplantae; Streptophyta; Magnoliopsida; Apiales; Apiaceae
Product: ran-binding protein 1 homolog a
Exons: 4
Coding region: 65-706 (213 amino acids)
Biological process (GO): nucleocytoplasmic transport
Cellular component (GO): cytoplasm; nuclear pore
Molecular function (GO): GTPase activator activity
Source: RefSeq, a predicted model, not a curated record